This is a messenger RNA of Ostrea edulis (European flat oyster), 3990 nucleotides long. RefSeq lists its product as uncharacterized. NCBI's taxonomy places the organism in Eukaryota, Metazoa, Mollusca, Bivalvia, Ostreida, Ostreidae. Bases 1405 to 3636 code for a protein of 743 amino acids. Gene Ontology annotation, molecular function: protein binding. The record is from RefSeq and is a predicted model, not a curated record. The transcript has 2 exons.
AUACAACAUGGAAAUGUACAACGAUUGAUCUUCGUCAUCUGCAAUACAUAUGUGACGAUUGCAUGUACAACAAUUCUAAAAAUCUACAUCACGUGCAUGUACAACCAUUCUAAAAAUCUACAUCAUGUGCAUGUACAAUAAUUCUAAAAAUCUACAUCACGUGCAUGUACAACCAUUCUAAAAAUCUACAUCAUGUGCAUGUACAAUAAUUCUGAAAAUCUACAUCACGUGCAUGUACAACCAUUCUAAAAAUCUACAUCAUGUUCAUGUACAAUAAUUCUGAAAAUCUACAUCACGUGCAUGUACAACCAUUCUAAAAAUCUACAUGUGCAUGUACAAUAAUUCUGAAAAUCUACAUCACGUGCAUGUACAAAAAUUCUUGCAAUAGGGACAUGCACAACCUGUAUACACGUACAAAGGGCAGGGUGUGAUGUAAUUCGAAUAGUUACAUGUACGAUCACGGGCAGCUUUUCUAUGAUGAUAUGUCGGAAUAAGAAUAAGUACAUGAUAUUGUGUUCACAUUUGUAUGGAAACAAUUUUAAAACAAUUUACAUAUACAAUGUACGUGUACUAAACAUAUCGAUAUCGAUUUCAUACAGAAGUUGAAUUACCGUUCAUAUUAUUUCACAAUAUGUUAAAUAGAAAUAAAUGAUUAUAGAAUAUUAAUAAUGAACAAUUCAUUGCACUUGUUUCUAGAAGUACAGCGAUGCAUUAACAAAAAAUUAUUCAGAGCUCACCAAUGUAUAUCGUUUAGCACGGUGAUCUGUCAUUACCUCAUCAAGGCCUCCACAUCAAAUGAUUCUCCAUCUGAACAUAACAAAUAACAUAUGCUUAUUAUGUUUAUGGUUACCGCAGUCUUCGUUCCCGCCAAUUUACCGAUGUAACGUCUGCUCAGAAACAAUUAUAUCAAAAGACAGGAGAUACUGUAUGUCAUUCAUUGUAAAAAUACGUGCCCCGAUCGAGGUAUCACGUGAUAACAAUCUACAUGACUUGUGUUUUAAGAUUUUUGGGAUGCCUCCCUCAAACUUUCACUGUCAUUCCGAUAUUCACCAGUGAUGACCUACAUUUUUUUGCAAGAGCUUGCACAAUUUUAUUCUUUUCUCCUGUCUCGAGCUUUCGUUUUGUCGGAUCGAUUUUUAUUUCAGGCUGCCAGAAGAGUCGGGAGCUAGUCGAUAGAGCGGAUGUUUUUAAGAUUCUUUCUGCCGGUAGUCAUGCGUUGUCUCUGAAAUGGAAUAAAUGCAUUUGUGACUGGAAUUUUUUUUUUCAAUUUUAUCAAUUAUUUUCAAAUAAUUAAUUUCCAUACUUUAGUGUAUAUUGGAUGUUCUGGUGUCAUUUUGCGAUAGACUACUGUUGUGAAAAUAUUCCACUUUUAUAUAACAGUUUCUUGUGACCAAUAUUUUGGAAAUGAGUGGUUGUUUUGUGUUUGUGAAUCGAUCACUCUUUGGCGGAUCUAACUAUAACUGUCGACGCCAUGAACAAGAGGCGUGGACGGGACAAUGGGAAUUUACGGACUCAGAUAUUUCUGCUGAGGAGGCCCCGAGCUGGAAGUUUUGGCAAAAACUUCACAUACGUCGGGGAGAUCAAAAACAAAAAGAACUUGAAAAGUUGCGAUCAGACUUAGAGAAUGGCAACCUUCCGAUAGUGGAUAUAUCACAAAUCGAGGAGGAGACCGGAAAAGCGCAGAGAAGCCAAAGUCUGAGACCGCCUCCCAAACCUCCCAGAAUGUUCCUCUUCCGGUCUUCAUCCAUUAGUACCCCGCGGAACUCUACUGUAAUAAAUCCUGGAUCCGAACGAAAUUCCAUUAUCAUGUCACAGGCUUACCAAAAUUCGCGAUCACGUGACAAUGCAAAUAUCCCAACAGCACUUGUUGCGCCUGUUCGCCAAGAAGUUCCUGCGCAGACGACAGAAAAUAAUAACGAUAUACUGGAGAAGGAUGCAAUAAUUACAAAUCCGGACAAUGUCAAGCCGAUCAUCACUAGGCCUGUCAGAGGCGAACAGGUGUUCACUCCAAACCGCAUCAAAAUUGUGACCCCCGAUCUUACUCCGCGUAGGAAUUUUAGUCGUCAAAGACGUGCCUCAGAAAUAGUCCCACAAGAGGAGAGACAUAAGCUGAUAAUUCAGAGCUCUUUAGAACUGUUAUGUCAGAAGUUCGAUCCUCUCACUAUUAUAAAUGAGCUGAAAGAGAAAAACAUCAUCAGUGAAGAUGAUAUUCAGGCAUUCCAGGAGCAUCCAGAUCGUCGACUUGUCUGCGAAAGCAUUCUCCAUAACCUACUCGAGGGACCAUAUUCAAAGUUUUUCAUUUUCUGUGAUAUUCUCAGAGACUCCUCUGAUUACAAAAAUCUUGCUUUGAUAAUGGAUGUGAUGAAAGAUACUUAUGAUGUUGUUUACAACAUUCCUGCAAUAGCUAGUGAAGAAAUUCCUGUGAUGGAAGAAGAAAAGACAGUCACGUUUGAAAUCGGAUACUUCAAUGCAGAGACUGGUGUCAUGAAACCGGUUGUAGAGUUAGAGAAGACAAGAGACUCCAGUAAGAGAUUCUCAAGAGAUUCUCUUUUCUUCAAAAGAGCAUCUCGUCUAUCAUACAUGUCCGUCUCUAGCGAGGGACGAGGGAAUGACGAUUCAGUUCUGAUAAAUCACGGAACUCCAGUGAUCAAUAUCUGCAUUUCUGGACAUUCCUUGCAUGAAGGUCGAGUAAAAUCUUUGGCUAAGGUUGUGAGUAAAUACAACUGUAUUCUAGAGCUAAGGAUUGGCAAGACACAACUAUCGGGACGAGACAUUGGUCAUUUAUCUCCAGCAAUCCAAGCUAGUACCUGCCUUACUGUACUAGAUCUGAGACUGAACUCCAUCGGCAACGAAGGAGCGCGGCUUUUGGCGGUUCCGCUGACGAAAAACUCGCAUUUACGACAGUUAAACAUAUCCUCGACAGGGAUUGACCACGAGGGAUGCAAGAAUCUCUCAGAUGCUCUCAAACUAAACAAUACCCUUACAGACUUAGACAUGAGUUUUCUAGAGAUAGGGGACAGUGGAUGUAUUUGUCUGGGGAAUAUGUUAAAGGCGAAUAAAAGUAUCAGCAAAAUGCGCCUGCGCAGUUCUGGUAUUUCCUGGAUUGGUUGUGGCAUUUUGUUUGAAGGUGUUCAGCAGAGUAGGUCGCUGUGCGUUUUGGAUCUGAGUAGGAAUUUUAUCGGUGACAAUGGAAUGGAAAUGAUGUGUCGCCAUCUCAAUGAAAAAAGUGCGCUCGUGGACCUAAAUUUAGAAAACUGUGGAAUUACGUCAGUGGGAUGUGCAAUGUUGUCUGACGUCAUCUUGUCAAACAAGACACUCACAAAUUUAGACAUAAGUGUUAAUUUCAUUGCCGAUGCAGGGGUUGCGAAAUUAUCCGCUGCUUUAGAACGUAAUAAGAGUAUCAAAACUCUGGGCUUGAACAUGUGUGGCAUAACUAAUGAUGGGUUCUCAAAACUGCUUGACGUACUGGAGUGCAAUCCUACUAUGACGUUACUGAAACUCUGCUAUAACCGUCUAGGCAAAGAACACUCGAAUCCUUCCGCUACUUCCGAUGAUUUGAAAUACAGAGUGCGGAUAGUGACGUCAUCAAAUCCUAAACUCAAGAUUCUUCUGUGGGGGAAUUCCUUUGAUGACUGAGUUAUAAAAGACAAUUAAUCAGAAUAUCAAUACAUUGUAAAAUGAUAGAAAUAGUCCGUCGCUUUAGUAGGUAACCCAUGUAUGGAAAAAAAAUCACGAUUAAUGUAGAACAGGUCGUGGUUUUUUUUGCAAGUAAACAGGUGAAUAUAAGAAAUUGCUUUGUAAAUACGAGAAUUAAUAGAACAUGAUAUUGUGUAAAGCAUCUUACCAGACCAAACGCUUUAAACUGACCAACCCCUUUGCAAUAACCAUGGACCAAUAUAGCAAAAUCUCACUAAUGUUAGAUUGUAAGCCACAAGUUGUUUGCUGAUAUUGUUGUUUUGUUGUUUUGAUGUCAAUAAAUAUAAAAUGACA